This is a messenger RNA of Magnolia sinica, 1250 nucleotides long. RefSeq names its product 15-cis-zeta-carotene isomerase, chloroplastic. Lineage: Eukaryota; Viridiplantae; Streptophyta; Magnoliopsida; Magnoliales; Magnoliaceae. The record is from RefSeq and is a predicted model, not a curated record. Gene Ontology annotation, biological process: carotene biosynthetic process. Gene Ontology annotation, cellular component: chloroplast. Bases 123 to 1244 code for a protein of 373 amino acids. Gene Ontology annotation, molecular function: 9,15,9'-tri-cis-zeta-carotene isomerase activity. The transcript is spliced from 4 exons.
ACUCCGAAACUCUCCCUCCAAAGCAUCUCCUUCUUCGAGAUUCUCUGCAAUAAAACCUCGAAAACCUCUCUCUGAAAUUCAAAUGUCAGAAGAAUAAAAUCUCAUUUCCGGAAAGAUCGUUAAUGGCGUCUUCUCUUCUCCUCUCCAACCCCUUCCCUACCUUUUCGCACCGCUAUAACGGCGUUACCCUUGCCGUUAGGGUUCCAUCAGUCCUCGCCUUCGCCAAACCCCCCCAAAACCGUAGUUUCCAGAAACCCUCGCUGCACAGAAACCCUAAUUCAAUAGAAUUCCUUCGUUUUUGCUCGAAAAUCCGUGCCAGGACGUCGAUUGAAGAGACCAGCGAGGAGAAUUCCGUCUCGUUGGACGGAUUAUCCGUCGGUGAGGAUUCGGCUGUCUUUGAUCUUGGCGAGCAGAAGCUCUCAUCUUGGAUUUAUUUUACUGGAAUUUUGGGAGCUGUGCUUUUCGCGUUGAAUCUCGUCUGGAUAGAUCCUUCGACGGGCUUUGGGACGGCAUUCGUUGAUUCUGUCAGUGGGCUUUCUGGAAGCCAUGAGGUUAUAAUAUUGAUCCUAAUUUUGAUUUUUGCCACUGUCCAUAGUGGUCUGGCCAGUCUCAGAGAUGCUGGUGAAAAGGUCAUAGGAGAGCGUGCCUUCCGGGUUUUGUUUGCAGGGAUCUCACUUCCUUUAGCAGUCAGUACUAUUGUGUACUUCAUUAAUCACCGAUACGACGGAAUACAGUUGUGGGAUGUCAAGGGUGUCCCCGGAGUCCAUGAACUUGUGUGGAUCUCAUCCUUCAUCUCCUUCUUUUUUCUCUACCCAUCAACCUUCAACCUAUUAGAAGUUGCAGCUGUUGACAAGCCAAAGAUGCAUCUGUGGGAAACCGGCAUCAUGAGAAUCACCAGGCACCCCCAGAUGGUUGGGCAGGUGAUCUGGUGCUUGGCUCACAUGCUCUGGAUUGGAAACUCAGUAGUGGCAGCCGCCUCAUUUGGCUUGAUUGGACACCAUCUGUUUGGUGUUUGGAAUGGUGACAGGAGGUUAGCAUCACGGUAUGGUGAAGCCUUUGAUGCUGUGAAGGGCCGCACCAGUGUUAUACCUUUUGUGGCGAUCCUCGACGGCCGUCAGAAGUUGCCCAAAGAUUACUACAGAGAAUUUCUCCGGUUACCAUACCUGACAAUCACAUUUUUGACGCUAGGUGCAUAUUUGGCCCACCCGCUUAUGCAGGCAGCCAGUUUCAGACUUCACUGGUAGGAAGGA